Molecule: messenger RNA, 609 nt
Organism: Fulvia fulva
Lineage: Eukaryota; Fungi; Ascomycota; Dothideomycetes; Mycosphaerellales; Mycosphaerellaceae
Product: NADH-ubiquinone oxidoreductase
Exons: 4
Coding region: 1-609 (202 amino acids)
Biological process (GO): mitochondrial respiratory chain complex I assembly
Source: RefSeq, a predicted model, not a curated record
AUGGCGCAGGUGCAGCAGGAUCAGGUCCAUGGGGAAUACCACCCCAAGGAUGCCAUUGGCGCCGCCAUCAAAGCAACACUCGUCACCGGCGGAGCGGGAACCUUCAUAUCCACCAUCCAGAACACCUUGACCAAGCAGAACGUCGGCGCGUUCGGUAUCUUCACGAGGUCGGGGACUACGAUUGCGACUUUUGCUGCCAUGGGAGGAGCAUACGAAUUCACAAAGAUUGCCGCCGCGAAUCUACGAGAAAAGGACGAUACAUGGAACUCGACAAUCGGCGGUUUCUUCUCGGGAACAAUGCUUGGUCUGAGAUUCCGCUCAGCACCAGCAGUCAUCGGCUACGGCUCGGCACUGGCAGUCAUCCUGUCGGCAUUCACAUUCACAGGUGGCCGAUUGAACGGAUUCGCCAAGGACCCAGAUGUUGAUGAAGUCGCACGGAAAGAGUAUAUGAGGAAGAACAGGAGGCGGCCGAUUGAGCAGACAGUCAACGAAUUGGGAGAGGGCAGAGGUAUUUACGCGCCAGGCUACGAGCAGCGAAGAGCGGAGCGCAUCAAGGAGCGAUAUGGCAUCGAUGUGCCAGUCCAGUCACCACUGGAGGCUGCUUCGUAG